This is a messenger RNA of Tilletiaria anomala UBC 951, 2940 nucleotides long. RefSeq lists its product as uncharacterized. The record is from RefSeq and is a predicted model, not a curated record. The transcript has 4 exons. Lineage: Eukaryota; Fungi; Basidiomycota; Exobasidiomycetes; Georgefischeriales; Tilletiariaceae. The coding region runs from base 1 to 2940 and encodes 979 amino acids.
AUGGACACAGGGAAGGGCAGGGUGGCCGCUGCGCAACAGCAGUCUCAAGCUCAGCCUGCGGCUCCAGCCCAAGACGACACAGGCUUCCAGAGUCAGCCUCAGCCUCAGCCUCAGCAACAACAACAACAACAACAACAACAACAACAACAAGUGCAGCAGCCAGCGGCGGCAGCGCAACCGCAGGCGCAAAAUGUCCAACCUGUUGCGACAGUUGCUCAGUCUCAGCCUCCCACUGCACAAGCGGCUCAGGCUACGAGGCAGGCUGCGCCUGCCUCGAGCGCUACACUACCUGCGAGCAGUGUCAUGCCUGCACUUCCAGUCAGCACAGCUGCCCUGGUGCCUUCGAUGACAUCCAACGCACUGAGUCCCACCAAUUCUGCUUUGGCUGUAACAAGCACGCCUACUCCAACCACCGGCCAAACGUUCCACAUCACUUAUCUCAUUCCUCUGUUCGCCGUUCUUGGCAUUCUCCUGCUUGCAACCCUCAUUGGUAAAUGCUGGGGCGUCAUGGCCAAUCACUCCGAGCGUCAGGAGCGCAGGCGGCGCAAGCAGCAAGCAGGGCUCUCCGGCAGCGGUACGAUCAGCAACCGUAAUAUGAGCCAGAUCAGCUACGAGACCGACGGAUACGACUUCUUCAUGGGCAAAGGCAACCACUGGGUCGACUAUGCACCGACCCAGCGUGGCCCGCAGCCAGGCCAAGGAUACGGCAAUCGGCCUCAGUAUCGGCCUGGCAACUUCUGGGCGCGGGACGUGCCAACGACACGAACGCGAGCAGGGCGGUUCGAGUCUGGCGUGCAGAGCAACGCCUGGUGGAAGCUCAAGUGGCAACGCGCUUUCGGUGCGCAGGAAGUCGACAGUCAGCACACAUAUACUGCUUUCCCACCACAAGCGAUGAAAAUGUCGCGCCUUGGGGGAGCUUCUAGAGAGGGUGAUGGCAGGCCAGAAGCGCUUCGUCCUUCAGAAGACGCAACGCCUGCGCCAAAGUCAUUUUGGCCCGGCCGCUUAAAUCGCCAGCGCUCGUUCAGUCCAACAUCGUACGAGCGAAGACGCAUGUCGCUUUUGGACAAAGCUUCCGAGUCCGCUAGCAAUUUUGCACGCGCGCUGAAGAGCGGGCCCGGCGCCAUGGUCUCUUGGCUGACCAACUCUCGCGCCGACGACAGCGGUGCAAACGAGUCACUGAAUCUGCUCUCCGUGACUGGAUCGCCUGUGAAGCUCGGAGGAGCGGGCGAGGACUUACCCGCAUUCCACAGUCCGCGCUCUUCCCCUCGAAAGACCGCACCUUCUCAUUUGCCUGUCGUCCACACCGCCACUGGGCAAUUGUCCCAGGCGUGUCGUUCGCACAGCGUUCCAUCUAUCCUCGACGAUGACGGCUUCAUUGAGUCACCGAUGUCCAGUCCGACAAAGAAAAGCUCUUCCGUACGUCGCUACGUAGCUUCACCUCAGGACACAGACCUGCAUUCGGCAUCCGCGUCCGCGUGCAGUUCGCCGAGCAAGUACACUUCGUCCAGCUGGGGCCGUAGCGCGUUCACCGCCUCUCCCAAUUUUGAAGACAAGGACGACGAGCGCAUGACCAACUUUUCUGAUCUCUUGCGCCGAAACACGCUCGCAAACUCAGAAAUAUCCAAUAUACAGCCACUAAGGGAAGAAGGUUACAUAAGUGCGCCAUCUCGAGCAAGCACCAGGAAAAGUCGCGCGACUGUCAGGAUCAAUGCGAAUGUUGAAGAGAUCGGCAGUGCUUAUGGUCCCCUCAACUCUCCCUCCGCCUCGUCCCUGGCCUCUCCACGCACCGCCUCCCCUUCCAAACAGGCCUGGGAGGAACCCCAGCCGAGAGCACCGCUGUCGAGAAGUAAGACGGUGUCCGUCAAGAAGCCAGUGAAUGGAGCGAAGGCGGAGAGACAUCGACGAGCUAAUUCGACGCAUGCUAGUCCUUCCCAGAUCGCAAUGGACAGUCCGAUCGCACGUUCAAAGACGCUGAAGAAGAAGCGUCCUGUGGCAGACGAAUCUGCUGUUUUGGAAGCCGGUGGGGCCACUGCCAGCAUUUCAAAGAAGCCGCCGCUAACCGAGAUGGUGACAGAUGUCUUUGGAACCAUGGACCUGAAGCGGACAGACACACAAGGCAGCACUAGCUCGAGGACCACGCAGAGCAGUGCAAGCUCAGGAGCAACAAUGGUGGACAGAAAUGUGCUUGUUCAUGCAGGCAAGACUGAUGGAGAGCAUGCGUUGAAGAUGCUAGUCAAUUCGGUGACACUCUCUGAGAUGCACAAAAUCAGCAGCUUUGCCACUGAGAUUGUCGCCAUGAUGUCGCACACCGAGGAAGGAGUUCAGCAGGAGCCCACAGCGCCACCCAUUGUCGAGCUCAAGGACAAGUCAGAAGCGCGGCUCGCAACCCCUGUUCAGUGUGUCGCUCCGAGUGAGGCGCAAUACUCACCUUCGCCUAUCUUAACUCCCAUAAGGCAGAAGACGUGGCUGCGCAAGGGAGGGCGGUGGCAGAGAUCGGCUGGGGAAGCGAGUGACGAAGAAGAUGACGAACAGCCGGCUUUGCAACGUUCACCGCCGAUUUCUCCAAAGAGGGCAGUGUCUCCUCCGCCUCUUCCCUUACCCUCUCUAGGCACAUCGCCAGGUCUCCCAGAUGCACUUGUCGUUGCCUCACCCGCUUCACCCCACGGUCCGACGUGGCAGAAUUUGCUGCUGUCCAGUCCUGCGCCCAAGGAUCGUGCCUCCGAUCUCUUCCUCGCCUCGCCAGUCACAGCAUACGGAGAUAAAAACCCGCCACGCCGCCGCAAGGGACCUCAGGGCUCGCCUGCCGCUCAUACCAAGAGCCUGAACAAUAUCCCUGCACCUACUAUCCCUAGAAGCCAAAGCACGGUGAUGCAGAAGACAUUCUCUACAAUCAGUGGCAGUACAGUGCUUGGCGAUGAUGGACCACAAGGGCAGUCUUAA